AUGGCCUUCUCGCGGCUCCUCCCCUUCCGCAGCCGCCUCCUCUCCACCCUCCUCCACACACCGGGACCCAUCCCCACCCCGCGCGCGACCGCCGCCGCCGCCACCCCCACCGCCACCCCGCUCGGCCCCUUCCUCCGCAGCUUCGCCUCCGCCACGCGGCGGUCGGGGCCCUCCUCCCGCCCCCGCGCCGCGGACAUCGGCGCCCGCGCGCGGCAGCUGCAGACGCGCCGCCUCUGGUCCUACGGGCUCGCCUUCGCCUGCACGGCCGGGUUCGUGGUCACCGUGCUCGCCACGUUCCAGGACCAGCUCGUCUUCUACGUCACGCCCACCGACGCGCUCGCCAAGUUCACCGCCGACCCCUCCAAGUCCCGCGUCCGCCUCGGCGGCCUCGUCCUCGAGGGCUCCGUCGCGCACCCCUCACCGUCCUCCCCCGAGAUCGAGUUCGUCGUCACGGACCUCAUCACCGACGUGCUCGUCCGGUACGAGGGCGCGCUGCCCGACCUCUUCCGCGAGGGCCACUCCGUCGUCGUCGAGGGCCUCCUCAAGCCCUUCACCGACGACCUCCGCGGCGACGGCGGGAGGAAGGUGACCGAGAAGGCGCGGGAGUGCGCGUGCUUCUUGCGCGGCACCGAGGUGCUCGCCAAGCACGACGAGAAGUACAUGCCCAAGGAGGUCGGCGAGGCGCUCGAGCGAAACAAGAAGCGCCUCGAAGCCGAGGCAGAGGCGGCCGCCGCUCAAGGGUCCACUGUGGCUGCCGCGGCGGACGGAGCAAAGGCAAUCUCGUAA
Messenger RNA from Miscanthus lutarioriparius, 786 nucleotides. Lineage: Eukaryota; Viridiplantae; Streptophyta; Magnoliopsida; Poales; Poaceae. The record is from the annotation of a GenBank genome assembly.